This is a messenger RNA of Pogoniulus pusillus (Red-fronted tinkerbird), 1781 nucleotides long. It is a transcript of the gene TLX2, whose product is annotated as T cell leukemia homeobox 2. Gene Ontology annotation, molecular function: RNA polymerase II cis-regulatory region sequence-specific DNA binding; DNA-binding transcription factor activity, RNA polymerase II-specific. Gene Ontology annotation, cellular component: nucleus. Gene Ontology annotation, biological process: regulation of transcription by RNA polymerase II; animal organ development. The record is from RefSeq and is a predicted model, not a curated record. Lineage: Eukaryota; Metazoa; Chordata; Aves; Piciformes; Lybiidae.
AUGGAGGCUGCGGUACUGGGUCGGGAGGGCGGCGGGCAGGGACCCCCCCCCCACGAACCCAUUAGCUUCGGCAUCGACCAAAUCCUCGGCGGUGCCGAGCCCCCGGUAUCGGCCCGAGCGUCGGGGGAGUCCGACUACGGACUCUACAGCGGCGGCUACGGUCCCGCCUGCUCACUCGGUUCCUACAACCUCAACAUGAGUAUGAACGUGAGCGUCAACGUGACGCCCGCGCCCGCCGCACCGCCCGCCGGGGUCAUCCGCGUCCCGGCGCACCGGCCUGCGCCCGCCGCUCCGCCCGCCGCACCUCCGCCGGUGCCCGGGCUCUCGGGGCUCACCUUCCCCUGGAUGGAGACGACGCGCCGCAUCGCCAAAGACCGUCUCUCAGCUGCGCUGUCGCCCUUCACGGCAACCCGGCGCAUCGGGCACCCCUACCAGAACCGCACACCGCCCAAGCGCAAGAAGCCACGCACGUCCUUCAGCCGGGUGCAGAUCUGUGAGCUGGAAAAGCGCUUCCACCGCCAGAAGUACCUGGCCUCAGCCGAGCGAGCCACCCUGGCCAAGGCCCUCAAGAUGACGGACGCCCAGGUCAAGACCUGGUUCCAGAACCGCCGCACCAAGUGGAGGCGGCAGACGGCGGAGGAGCGCGAGGCCGAGCGCCAGCAGGCCAACCGCCUGAUGCUGCACCUGCAGCAAGAGGCUUUCCAGAAGAGCCUGAGCCAGCCACUGCCCCAGGACCCGCUCUGCAUGCACAACUCCUCCCUCUAUGCCCUGCAGAACCUCCAGCCCUGGGCUGAGGACAACAAGGUCACCUCCGUAUCAGGGGUGGCCUCUGUGGUGUGAGGUCUCCAUGGAUGGCCCGGGAGUGGUGGACGGAGCCCGGUAGGGUCUAAGCCCAGCACUUCUGGCCUGCAGUAGGGAGGGGACUGCUGCUUCUAGGAAGUGCCUCCAUUGACAGCCCCCUCCCCACUGUGAGACAUCCAUUCCGGGCACUGCUCAGCCAUCCCAAAAGCACUCCAGGUGGGUGGAUGAGCUUCUGAGUUUGGACCAACCUCUGCUUGGAGCAGCCCCUUGAUCGCCCCCCACCUUGGGGAGCCCAAGCCUGGGUCCCUGCACCCUGUGGUUCUUUGCAAGUCCAGGUCCCCCUUCCCAGGGCCCCUGCUCUGGGGGCAGCUCCUCAGAGGCUCCAUGCUCAGGACCUGCUGCUCAGCCAUUGGUGGCACUCCUAGCCUGGCCAUACCCUGCUCCCUCCAGGACAGCUGCAGCCCAGGACAAGCUGUGCAGGGUGUGGGGUGGAUGCUACCAUUCCCAGUGCUGGGGGCCCCUAUCCAUCCUUGUUGAAUGCCAUGGCAAGGUCUGUGCCACCCACACACACUUGCCUUAUCCUGGUCGGAGUUUGCCAGCUCUGACCCUGGGGCUUGAAGAGGAACUUGUCCCAGUGGCAUGGGACAGACUGAUGAACUGGGCUCCUUUGCUCCCCUGGGCAACCCCUGCUCCAGCGCUCCUGGCCCCUGCACCCACUAGUCUGCUGGAUCCCUACGACAUGGGCCUGAGCAUGGCCACACAGGACCCUGAGAUGGACUUGGAGUGCCUCCACAUGCCUAUGGAUUGCACCAGUUCCUCUGCCCCUCCAAGCCUCUGCCUCCCCGAACCUGUUCAUGUUCCCCCACUCUGCCUGGGGCCAGAUGAGACCUUGCUCUGCCAUGACCCACAGCACACCCAUGGGAAGGCAGAGAGGUUCAGGGAGAGGCUGAAACCCCUCUACUCCACCAAAUAUCUGCCUC